Messenger RNA from Dalotia coriaria, 6109 nucleotides. RefSeq names its product cell adhesion molecule Dscam1-like. The coding region runs from base 146 to 5941 and encodes 1931 amino acids. Lineage: Eukaryota; Metazoa; Arthropoda; Insecta; Coleoptera; Staphylinidae. The transcript has 24 exons. Gene Ontology annotation, cellular component: axonal growth cone; cell surface; plasma membrane. Gene Ontology annotation, molecular function: protein binding. Gene Ontology annotation, biological process: neuron migration; cell-cell adhesion; axon guidance. The record is from RefSeq and is a predicted model, not a curated record.
GUACGCCGAACGCGCGCGCUGGCUCACAAUCUACCCUCUCCGGCUCGGACUCGCGGUGGUGGUGCACAAGGGGUGCAAAACUUUUCGGACCACGUGGUGUCCGCCAACCCCCUGCGGGGGAUGUUAAAGUGAGCACGUCGGAUAAAUGGAUGUUGCGGCGCUGCUUUGUUCCGUCUUCGGUCUGCUCGCCGCUGUUUUAGUAGUCGGCGGGCAGAACCACGGGCCGGUAUUCCUGCAGGAGCCGCCAUCGCAGCUCACCUUCUCGAACACCACCGGCUCGCAGGUGUCCUGCUCGGCGCACGGCGCGCCCGCCCCCCAAGUCGACUGGCUGCUACAGGAUGGACAGACGGUGACGGCCGUACCGGGACUGAGACAAUCGCUGGGCAACGGCACGCUGUACUUCCCGCCGUUCCGCGCCGAGGAUUACCGCAAGGACGUGCAUUUCACCGUCUACCGCUGUCGAGCGUCAAAUCUCGCCGGGACCAUCAUCAGCAGGGAUGUUACAAUACGAGCAGUUGUGAAUCAACAUUACGAUGUGCAAGUCUAUCACACUCACGUGCUCGCCGGAAAUACAGCGGUAUUAACAUGUGUGAUUCCGGCUUUUGUCAAGGAGCACGUGACGGUGACGUCAUGGUCACGCGACGAAACCAUUCUCCUUCCGGGUUCGAAUAUGGGAGGUCGUUUAGUUGUGGUUCAACGUUCAGGCACAUUGCACAUACGUACAGUGCGUGCCGAAGAUGGCCUCGCAAAGUACUCCUGCCUAACGAUGCAUCAACUAACACAAGAGCGGAAGCGCAGUGAGCCGGCCAUCUUGACGGUGACAGAACCCACCGGAAGUAUGCCGCCGCGUCUGGCCGCCUCCGUGCAGACGACGGCGUCUGCCGAUCGGGAAACUGACGUGUAUCUUACGUGCUCCGCACAGGGAAAUUCUCCACCAACUUUUAAUUGGUUUAGAGAAGUAAAAGGUCAACUUCAACCCGUCCAGCCAUCACCCAGGAUCUCUCCACUGCAGGACAUACUGCACAUUAGAAAUCUGAAACCGGAAGACGGUGGAAGAUGGACGUGCAAAGUGUCGAAUCACUUCGGCGAGCAAAGAUUGGACAUCUUCCUAACGGUGACCGCACAUCUCUCCGUGCACAUCCUGCCACAGCUUCAAGUGGUUAAUUCCGGAGAAAACGCACUGUUCAACUGCACCGUUUCCGGUUCUCCAAUUGGCCGCGUGCAGUGGUUCCACAACGGGGAGACUUUGCUAACCGAAGGCAACCCUCGUCUGAGACUGCUCAAUAAUCUAGCGUUAUCAGUAGUAGAUGUGACCCGACAUGACAAGGGGAUGUAUCAAUGCGUCGUGCAAAAUGACCGUGAAAGUUCUCAGGGUAGUGCUGAGCUACGACUUGGCGACACUGUCCCGGAGUUGCAAUUUACAUUCAUCGAACAAGCAAUCAGACCUAGACCACAGGUUUCCCUUAGAUGCUCAGCUACAGGAAGUCCCCCACCACAAUUUAGGUGGUUACUAGAUGGGGAACAACUGAUUGAUACCACCUAUGCACAUAGGUAUGCAAUUGGUCAAUAUGUGGACCAAAAUGGCGAUGUAGUAGGUCACUUAAACAUCUCCAACGUACGAGUGGAAGAUGGCGGGUUAUACGGAUGCAGAGCUGUCAAUUCCCUAGGAUCAGCAGAACACUCCGCGAGAUUAAACAUCUACGGACCUCCUUUCAUAAGAUCAAUAGGACCUAAGAAAGCAGUAGCUGGGUCAGAUACAAUUCUCCAUUGUCCCUAUGCUGGAUACCCUAUAGCUUCAGUACGAUGGAGACGUAAUGGUCAAGAAUUACCAAUGGACCUACGACAUAAACUUGAUGAAGGAGGUGCCCUGACCAUUCUAAGAUUAGACCCAGCUACUGAUUCAGACGUGUAUACCUGCACAGUGACCUCCCGAGAUGGUGAAGCAAUGCAUAGAAAUAUCCAAUUGAUAGUCCACAGUCCCCCGAUAUUAGAACCGUUUGCUUUCCCAAGUAGUCUUCAGGAAGGUGGCAGAGCCCAGGUGACCUGCUAUGUCACUUCCGGGGAUAUGCCAGUCCAAUUCACCUGGUAUAAAAAUGACAUGCCAAUCACCGCUUCGCUGCAAGUAGAGGAACACGCAGCUGAAUUUUACAGUAUGUUGAUCUUCAAAGAGGUGACAUCUCGACACAGUGGUGCCUAUACAUGUGUCGCAGCGAAUUCAGCAGCCCGUGCAAAUUACACCGCACAUUUGAUGGUAAAAGUUCCGCCACAGUGGAUCAUCGAACCGCAGGAUCUAUCCGUCCUAUUAGGCAGCCCUGUGAUCGUCGACUGCGCGGCCAAAGGCUUCCCGCAUCCGCAAAUUACGUGGCUUAAAGGACAAGGUAAAACUGCCGCCGACUACAACCCCUUACUAAGUCUACACGGGCGCAGCGUGCUGCUGGCGAACGGCUCCAUUUGGAUGGAGGCGGUUGGCCCACAGGACGAGGGGCAUUACCUAUGCAGGGCGACUAAUGGAAUUGGCUCCGGCCUCGGCAAAGUCAUCUAUGUCAGCGUCAACGAACCGGCGCGCUUUGAUACACCCUCCAAAGAUGUUGCCACCAAGCGAGGUACACCAAUCUCGUUGGUCUGCAACGUCUACGGAGAUACUCCGGUUGAAGUCCUCUGGAGUUUCAACGGGAAUCGACUAGAUCUCAAUAACUAUCGAUUAAUGAUGACUGAAAGCAAGACGGACAACGGAUUAAAAUCUCAAGUGACAAUCAGUCGUAGCGAUAGAGAAGAUUCAGGAGUUUAUAAAUGUCUAGCUGAAAACGCAUUUGGUCGAGCUGAGCAUACUAUUAAUUUAGCAGUUCAGGAAAAACCAGAUCCUCCUGGGCAUGUGGAGGUUGUAGAAGUUGGAAGUAGAAGUGUAAGAUUAGCAUGGCGACGACCCUUUGACGGAAACAGUCCUGUUAUUGGGUAUUUAGUCCAACAUCAACAGAUAGGAGUGGGUCAAACUCGUUGGGAAGCUGGAGGAGUACAGAAUAUUACCCUCCCUGCAAAUUCCCUGGAAGUAGAAUCAGAAAGUGCCAUCAUCGGUGGUUUAUACCCUGCAACAGCUUACAAAAUCCGCAUGCUAGCAGUAAACGGAAUCGACCAGAGUAACUUCGCUGAUGAAGUAGUAGUGAAGACCCAGGAAGAAGAACCAUCGGAACCACCUUCAGAUGUAAGAGUAGAAUCUGUAGGUUCGGAUGAAAUUUCCCUCUCAUGGCAAGUACCUCCAAGAGAAUCAUGGAACGGUGAGUUAUUAGGGUAUAUAGUUUCGUGGAACCCACAAGGUCAACCUCCAAAUGGAACCAAAACAACUACAGUCAAAGGAUGGGCUACUACCAAAGGACAGAUAACUGCUUUGAAGAAAUAUACCAGAUAUGAUAUUACAGUGAGAGCAUUCAAUAGCAUAUCAGUAGGACCUGAAUCUGGGACCAUUGUGGGUACUACCAAAGAAGGUGUUCCUGAAGCUUCCCCAAGGGAGAUAGAAUGUUCCCAAAUAUCUUCACAAAGUAUGAAAUUAUCAUGGUCACCACCAUCAGCUUCUCAACAUGGGGGAUUUAUACAAGGAUACAAGAUAUACUACAGACCAAUAGUAACUGAUGUUAAUGUGGAUAUCCCUGCUUCCGGUGAAAUAAAACGCACCCCCAGCACAGAGACUUACCUCCAUGGUCUGUAUAAAUACACAAAUUACUCCAUUAAAGUAUUAGCUUACACGGGAGCAGGAGAUGGAGUCCUAAGCACUCCAAUAUACUGCACAACAGAGGAAGACCUCCCAGGACCACCUGCAAAUAUCCGCGCAGCAGCCCUCACAUCAGAAUCUAUUCUAGUCUCAUGGUUACCACCAGUCAAACCCAACGGUCGUAUCAUUCUCUAUACAGUAUACUACAGAGAUGCUGGUAGGGUGGGUAAACACUCUAGUUAUACAGUGCGUACAGAAGACACACCCCAAAAUGCAAAUGGUCUGGUAUACGAAGUAAGACAUCUGGUAGAACAUCAAUCCUAUGAGUUUUGGGUUUCCGCUACAACCAGUGUCGGGGAAGGAGAACCUACUUCAAUAGCCACGCAGAUUACUAAUAGUAAAGCACCUUCAAGGAUUGCUUCCUUCAGUCAGGUGUUAUACAGGGCUGUGAAGUCGAAAGUUUUAUUGCCAUGUUUAGCUGUUGGGAAUCCUACACCUAGGACCAGGUGGAUCCAUCGGGAUAGACCAGUUACUUUUAGUCCUUUUUACAAAGUCACUUCGGAAGGACAUUUGAGUAUUCAUAGUGCUGAUCAAUCCCUAGCUGGGAAUUACACCUGCUCUGCCAAGAAUCUUUUCGGAGAAGAUAACAUAACCUAUUCUUUGUUUGUGAUCAUGUCACCCAGUGCUCCAACCCUCGAGGUCCAAUUCUCUACUGCCAAAAGCAUUCGCCUAAGAUGGACGCAACCCGAAAACGGCGGAGCUGUUAUACAAGGCUAUACCCUCUUCUCUAAGAUGUACACAAACGACUGGACGUCCAACGAAAUCUCGCCGGAACACAACGUCUACACUUACGACGACAUGCGCUGCGGAAGCGUCUACCACAUCUACGUGCUAGCCCACAAUCGAGUGGGGAAUGGUUCACCUAGUCCUAUCCUAACAGUAAGCACCAAAGGUGGCCCUCCCCAACUGCCCAAAGAAAAGGAGUUCCUCGUCGCAAACGCAACAGCCCUUCAAUUAAAUCUAUACAACUGGCCCAAUGGCGGAUGCGUCAUUUCGCAAUUUUCUAUAUCAUACAAAGCAUUACUAGAGGAUAAAUGGACAUUGGUCUCGAAUAGCGCUUCAGGGGAGAAUCUCAUCAUACACAAUCUUGAACCGGCAACUUGGUAUCAGUUACGGAUCACUGCCCAGAAUGAUGCUGGGAAGGCGGAUGGGUUCUUUAAUAUAGCUACAACCACUUUAUCAGGAGAACAUAUCCCACCACCUCCAAGUCUAAGUAAAGCGGAAGUAACACCAGGGGGAGCUUUCUAUAAGGAAACCUAUUUCAUUAUACCUGUUGUUGUAAUAGGAUUGAUUUUAACUUGUGUUGGAUUACUAUGGUUCAAAAUGUUUAGCAAUAGAAGAUUGGAGGUUGAAAAUCGUCCCAGUGAAGAACAACUUGCAGAAAAAACCGCCAGUGAAAAGGAAAACCGUAGAAAUAUGAAACAACAGGUUUACACUUCAUCUCCCAUGAAGUGUGAUAAACAAUUGAGAGAUGAUGCUUCCGGGAUGUACGAAAUCAGCCCAUAUGCAACUUUUAGUGUCACAGGGAAUAACAGAGCUGUCACCACUUCCUCCUUGGACUACACCAUGCAAUUUAAGACUUUUGGACACAUCGAAGAAGUUGAAAACUACCCGAAAAUGCGAAGUGGGAAGCAUAGCUGGCAUAAAUCACAACGAUACUACAAUAAUGAAGCGGCUACAGUAUCACAUGAAAACCGUAUGAGAUGCGCACGUGCCCUAACCAGAGGUGAUUCCGAAUCGGACGACACGAGUGGAUCCCCAUGCGCGGAGUUCCCCGGCGGGUCCAACUACAGGGUACCGGUAAAGGCGGCAACGCCUCGUGCCGAUCUCUUCCGGCGCGACUCGAGCACCGAAUCCAACGAUAUCUCACCACCUCCGGAAAGACGCCUCACCCCGCGGCACGUUGGAGGUGGGAUGCAACAACCGCAAGGGCGGAAACACCAUCGACCUACGAGCACCAGCAGCGGUGAGGAAGAGAUCGAAAGGAUAUUAAGCGAAGGCGCUGCCAAUUUCAGCCUUCAACCCCCGAUGAGGUUCUCAGAUAGUCGCGAGCUGUCCGAGGCGGAGUGCGAUCGCGAUGUCAAGAUGGCGAAGCUGCCCGCCGAGCUCGCCACCAUGCUGGCCAGAUAUCAGGAGCGCAAAGAGCAGGAACACAGAGAAUUCUCGAUUAACGUGUAAGCCGAAAAGACUGACUGGCAGCCAAAUAUUCGUGUGUCAAAACACAUUACACGUAAACACACAUACAAAUAAAUACACUCUACAGAUACGAUUAUAAUCAUCAUUAUUAUAUUACGUAUUAUAUUAAUAUUAUAUACAUGGAUCUUUAAUAAAUACGUUCUGUUUGUA